Molecule: messenger RNA, 417 nt
Organism: Necator americanus (New World hookworm)
Lineage: Eukaryota; Metazoa; Nematoda; Chromadorea; Rhabditida; Ancylostomatidae
Exons: 1
Coding region: 1-417 (138 amino acids)
Source: RefSeq, a predicted model, not a curated record
AUGGACAACAUCGACGAGGAAUAUGACCGGCUUGUUGAACACCUUCACGACUGCGCGAAGAAGGCUGAGAGUUUUAAAACCACCAAGAGGCGCCUGUCUCUUCAAACUCUUGAGCUGAUACGCCAGCGUGGAGCAGCACGAGCCGCAGGGAACCAAGAACUCACGUCCGAGCUCGCAAGGCUUUGCAGAGAGGCGAUAAAGGAAGACUUUAAAGAGAGAAGAGCAGAAGUGCUGGCUGAAGCUGCAGAGGCGGGGAAAAGCAUCCGCUAUGCCCGUCGAGACUUCACCAGUCACAAGACGAGGAUGACUGCUUUCCGGAACCCAAAUGGAACAGCAAUUGCAUCGAGAAGAAAAUCAUCUACGACUUCUACUCUGAUCUCUUCGACAGCCAUGUCCAUUUGCCUCCUCACCAUCUGA